GGGUAUUCUUUCAUUUCACACAUUGACACAAAGUUGACAUAUUGCGGAAAAAAUCCUAUAUCGUUCCGCUUUUCUCUCUGAUAUUAUUUGAUGAUUUUUGUCAGAUCCACUAAUGGCAGGAGAGUUGCGUAAAGGAAGGUUUAUGGUUCCAGUUCAACCAAGACCACUUCUGUAUUUACGUAUAUUAGAAAACUUCACAAUGUUCUAUUGCGAUAUUGAAAUUCACCAACGAUGGAAGAAAGAAAACUUACAAACUCCUGUGACACUUUGGCAAGGUUAAACAAGAAUGAACAUAAAUUAUAUGAAAAUCAAAAUCACUGUAUCAAGCCAUUAUCUAUCACAUUUGAUGAAGAAAAUGUUGAAAUAAUAAAUCACAAAGAUUCUCUUAAUGAUUCAACAAAACUCAAUUAUUGCAAUAAUUCUUCAAAAACAUUAUUAUGUACAAAGGAAUCUCAAAACUCUCAAGAAAAAGAACCACCCUCACCAACUACUCUACAAUGGGGUAGAGCUAUAGCUGAAGUAAAAGAACAUGCUGUAGCAAAAUUACAAGAUGAACUCAAAAGAGCACAUGAAGAGUUAAAAUUGAAAGAUGAAGAAGUUACAAGACUUUCAAGAAUUAAACAAGAUGUUGAAGUUGAAUUGGAAGAACUCACUGCCAGCCUCUUCCAAGAGGCACAUAAUAUGGUGCGAGAAGCAAAUAUUCGUCAAGCUACUGCAGAACGUCUAUUGGAAGAAAGUCGUAUGAAAGCUGAAGUUUUAGCUGCUGAAGUAGCAGCUUUAAAAACAUUAGUAUUAACUUCGACGCCGGCUAAACCAAACUUUCAUUUACAUCCGCAAAUUGAUACGAAAAGUCGUCCUAAUAAUGAGGAUAAUCAGCAAGGAAGCAUUUUUGCAAGAAAACAUAGAAGAUCACCAUCACAUUUCAAUUUGAAGUAUGGUCGAGAAAGUUCUCCACCAGAUUCUCCAUUAAAAGAACAAAGACCAUCUUUACCAUCGGAUCGAGAAACACUAGAAAGAGAUUGGAAGAAAGAUUCAGAAAAAGAAAAAGACAAAGAAUGCAAAGAUUUUGGCCUUGAAGUUGAUCCUAGAAUACAUACAGAGUUUCUUAAAUGGAAAGCCAAUCCAUGUGUAGACAAAGGUGAUCCUUUCGUUGGCAGAAUUUUUAAAGAAGAUAUCGAUCUUUGUCUUGAUUUUCCUAAUAAAGAAUUGGGUACAAAAGUUAGACAAGCUGUUCUUGAUGGCAUCAUUUUUAUCGAAGCCAUCAGCGAUAAAACUAAAUUCACUUUUCCAAAAAAAUGUGUAUUGCUUGAAGCACCACGUCAAUGUUAUUAUCGAAUGAGACUUGGGGAUCAAGAAAAUCAGUGGUAUAGCAUAUCACAAAUCUGUCGCAAUCGAAUCAUAGCGGUCUGCGAUUUUUUGAAUUAUUUACGCUAUAUUGAGCGCGGCCUUGUUAAAAGCUCAGUUCACGAUGUUUAUUGGGAAAUUACUCGAUUACGAAAGGAAAUGGCAUUUGCUCGUUUGGGCCUUGCAUUAUCAUCUUAAAUGCUCUUCAUGGAGGACUUUUUCUAGUCUUAAAUGUAACAAAUUAGGCCAUGGACUUGUUAUUAUUCAUUUACAAUUACGAACUGUAGGUUGUUCAAAAAUUUUAAUCGUUCCAACUCGAUCUCUUUUUUUAUCUAUUGAUCGAGAUUUUUUUUAGAGUAAGUGUUAAAGUUUUAAUAUAUGAAAGCUCUCAGAUUCCUCUAUUAUAGCGUAAAACGCUUUGAGUUAUUUAAGAAGAAAAAAAGAAUUUAUACAAAUCAAUUUAUGAAUCUUUUUGAUUGAGAUUAUAAUUCUUAAAAUAUCAACACAUAUUUUAUUUAUAAACAUAAUAUAUUAAAGAUUUCUUUAUCGAUCUGAAGUUCAUACUAUAUUAUUAGUAAAUAUAGAUAUGUUUUAAUCAGUUUUAAAGUGCAAUCAAGUAUUUCUAAGAUAUUGGGGAACAUGGUGCCUUUUGACUUUUCGCUUAUUAAUAACGCGUAAUUAGUUUUUAGUUUAAGCUUUAAAAUAUAAUGAUGGCUUAAUUACAGCACAUAAAAAAAAUGAUUGCGUUAUUCUAACGUUGCGAUUUUCUAAUUUAUUAGCAAUUAUAAUUAUUUUCUUCAAAUUGUAUAAUGGCAGCAAAUAAUAUAAGCCAUUAUAUUCUUUUAUUCAAAAAAAAUGUAAAUGUUGUAAUUUAAAAAAUCAUAGAGAAAAGUAUCUUCUAAAAUUUUUUUUUAAACUAUCUAUGUUUAUAUAUAUAUGUAAAUAUACAUACCUUUGGACAUAACAAUUAAGAUUUCAAAUUUAAUUUUGAAAAAAUCUUGCAAUUUAACAUAUAAUUUAAUACAAACGUAUUAUUGAACAUUGAAACAAUAAAAUUUUUUAUAUAUUAAAGAUUUCAAAAAAUAUCAUAAAUUAUUUAUAAAAAAUUAAAAUAUAAAUAUAUACAAUUGCGUUUAAUAAUAAAUUAUAUAAUAUAACAUAUUUAGAAUUUAUAUUUUUAAUUCUAUUUUAAUCAUAAAUGAUAUUUUAGUAAAAAUAAAAAAAAUUAUUUUUAUAUAUACAAUAAUUAAUAUUUUUUAAAUUAUUAUGAAUUUGAACAUGAAUUUUGUCCAAAGGUACACAGUUUUCCCCAAAAUAUUGUAUAAUAUUCAUUUUUAAUAAUGUUUUCUUCUAUUACAAAUAUUAACUAGUACCUGGUAAUUAAUGUGCAUAUUAAAAAAAAAUAUAUUAUUAAGGAUUACAUAGAACAUCUAUAUUACAUAUAUAUUAUGUCAAUAAUAUAAGAUUAAAUGAUAAAUAUUUAAAAUUAUGAAUAUUUGGUUGUGCAGUAGUUAACAAAUUAUCUUUUAUAAUAACCAAAUUAUAAUUGCAAAAUAAUUUUUUAUUAUCAUUUUUUAGUGCAAUGUUUUAUUCAUUUAAUUUAUAAUAAACUGAAAUUAGAUAUUUGAUAUAAUAUAUAUUUACAAUCAAAUUUUGUUAUUAUUAUAUAUAAAAAUUUAUUUUAAUUUUGGUUGAUAAAAAAUCUAUAUAUGCUAUAUUUCAUCUUUUAUUUUAACAUGCGAAUCAGAAUUUAUUUUAUUUACUAAAUUUAAAGAAAUAUUUAUGCUUUUAUUCUUUCAAAAAUCUAAAUUAAAUAUAUAAAAUUGUUUUUAUAUAUUUACAUAAGUAAGCAUUAAGAUAUAUAUAUAUAUAUAUAUAUAUAUCUUGUAUAUUGAUGGUGCUUUACAAGAAUUAUAUUUGUAUAUAAUAUUUCCAAACCAAACAUCUUAAAUUAAUUUUAAGAAUUUGGUUUCUUAGCAUGGUUUACAUAGUCAAUCAAAACAUAUGUUCCAAUAAAAAAAUAACAAUAAACAAUACAUUAUAACAUAUAUUUUAAAUUAAGAUAAUUUUUUGCAAAAAUCAUAUUUUUAAAAAUAAGAUUUUCAAAUCAAAAUAAAUUUUAGUUUAUUUUGUACAAGUAACUAUCUUUGAGUGUAUUGAUACAGAUUGAUAUUCUAUAAAAACUGAUUUAUAAAACUGAUCUAUAAAAACUUAGAAUUUUUUAUUAUUUUUCUAUAUUUAAUAUAAAAUAAUAAUAAAAUAUAUGUUUAAAUUUUUAAUAAUAUUUAUGCUGUAUAUAUACAAUGUUAUUGUAAAAGAUUGAAUUAUAAAUAUAUUAAAUAUAUACGUUAAUGAUCGAAACAAAAUUAAAAUAGUAAUGACAUGUAAAUCUUAAAUAGUCAAUUAGAAAUAUCAAUAAUACUUGUUCAAAUUAUUCAAAGUUGCCAAAGAUUGCUUCCGAAUAAUUUUUAUUAAAAUAUACUGAGUUAUAUUAUUAAACGUGAUUUUUAGACAUAUUUAGAUUCGGAAAAAUUAAAACAAUUUUCGCAUAAUUAUACAAAGAAAAUAUAAUAAUGAUUAUCUGAAAAAUCAGUCAUAAUAUAUAUAGUUAUUUAAGUUUAAAAAUAAAUUUUCAUGUUUAUGAGGAUAGUAUUAAAUGUAUGAUCUUUAGUUAUUAAUAAUCUUUAUGUAUUGUAAUUGUAAUUAUUUUUUGAUCUAAUUAUUAAUUGAAUAAAAUAAUUUUUUCAAUAUUA
Messenger RNA from Apis cerana (Asiatic honeybee), 4097 nucleotides. Its product is annotated as guanine nucleotide exchange factor for Rab-3A. NCBI's taxonomy places the organism in Eukaryota, Metazoa, Arthropoda, Insecta, Hymenoptera, Apidae. Gene Ontology annotation, biological process: exocytosis. The record is from RefSeq and is a predicted model, not a curated record. Gene Ontology annotation, molecular function: guanyl-nucleotide exchange factor activity. Gene Ontology annotation, cellular component: Golgi to plasma membrane transport vesicle.